GGCUUUUGACAGCAAGCAUCAUUGACACAACUGACAGCCAUGCGUUCUUGUGUACCAUGCUUUUGUGUUUGGUAAAUUUCGGCUAGAAGGACAGCAGCAAUUCCGAACGACCAUUGAACACCGCAAAAAGCAGGAUGAAGUUCGCGUCUACCAACGCAAAGUGUACCUCGUACACGGAAAAACAUAUUAUAUAUGUUGGGGCCCACACCGGAUCCUUUAAACGAAUCGAUGCAUACGCCGACGAUCCUUUCAAACAGCAAAAUCUGCAACCGAUUGAUGUGCUGAACAAGACUUCGAAGAUUACCUGCAUGGAAUUCGGUAAUGCCGAACGUACCCAGCUGCUGAUCGGGCGAGCAAACCGCUGUGUGAAGGUAUUCGACUGUUUAACGGAAGAAAGCAUAUCGAACUUUGAGAUUGGCACCAGCGAGGUAGUUGGUCUCGGCAGAAGCAACGGUUGCAUUGUGGUUGGAUGCGCUGAUGGAACGGUGCAAGUCGUGAAGUACUCCGAACCGGUCAAAUUUAGUGUCGGAGAGAAUCUUUUCCGUUUGCGCCUCUGUCCAGAGGAUGAGAAUCGCAUGGUUACGGGCGGCAAGCAGCUGAAGCAGAUCGUUAAGCUCUGGGACCUGGAAACGCAAAAGGUUCUGUUCCAGGCCAAAAACGUAAAGAAGGUGUUAGAAUUAGAGCAGCUCGUGUGGGACAAUGAUGUGGUGUGCGUGAACCGCAAUCUUAUCGCUGCCUGCUCCCGGCAUGGAUAUGUUCGACUGUACGACACACGAGGCCCGACGAGACGACCGGUUCAAGAUUUCACCUCGAAUGACCCCGAUGGUCAGCUCGCGUUUUCUUGUUUGGCAUCCCACGGCGAUUAUCUUUACGCUGGCACGACCACUUUCGGAGCGAGAGCAUUCGAUAUACGGCGCAUGAAACAUCAUAUUCACGUAUAUAAAGGAUUCACCGGAACGGUUACAUCGAUUCGGACUGAUCCGUCUGGAACCCACCUAUUCACGGGAUGUCUCGACCGAUAUGUGCGUGUACACCAUGCUCACCGAACGGCGCUAGAGUACCGAUGCUACGUAAAAUCCAAACCGACGCAGGUAUUGGGAAUUGAAUGGAACGAAAAACAAAAUGCAGCCGACGAGAUGACCAACGACGAUAGCGUUCAAAUUCUAUCAAACGAUGAUGGAUCCGAUCCCGAGUACGAUGAUAUGUUUUCCAAAAUGGCAACGGUCAAUGAAAGAACGGCAGCAGGGUUGAAGAAACGCAAAGCAAGCAUAGCAGUGGCAGAAACCCGGUCGGUUCGCGUCAAUACAAAAGAGCAUCCCAACGAAACAAACGGCAAGAAAGUGCGAAUGGACAAAUAAAGUACCGCCAUUCAACCAUUCUAAUACGUUUAAAAGUAAAUUAAAUUUGCCAAUAAGUUGCAUCUGUUACCACACUUCAUUAAAUUGGUUGGAUUUCCAAAAUUCCGUUAUUUUCGACCUGAAAUAGAGACCAAGUGCUGGAUUUUUGCCAUUGGCGGAGUAGUUUGUUGCUCUGUUACUGUUGUUUCAAACUUACGAUGCGGUACGAUUGCGCUCGAUUUUCGGAUCAUCUUUACUUCACAUCGUACAAACAGUUUACGGGUAUUUUAAUUCUUUCAUUGUUUAUCUUUAAAAUGUACAUGUUUUGGCCGACUACGUACCUUGCCUCACUUGCCUUAUGAUUAUUAUUACGCGCUACGCUGCUUACGUCGCUGAUUCUAAACAAAAAAAAACAGGGGGGUUCUUUUUCCUAUAUAAAAUCUAGCUCUAUAACCUUUGCCGGGGGCCUUUCGCCGGCCUUGCGCUAA
Molecule: messenger RNA, 1825 nt
Organism: Anopheles stephensi (Asian malaria mosquito)
Lineage: Eukaryota; Metazoa; Arthropoda; Insecta; Diptera; Culicidae
Product: WD repeat-containing protein 74
Exons: 3
Coding region: 135-1358 (407 amino acids)
Biological process (GO): ribosomal large subunit biogenesis
Cellular component (GO): preribosome, large subunit precursor; nucleolus
Molecular function (GO): protein binding
Source: RefSeq, a predicted model, not a curated record